This is a messenger RNA of Stylonychia lemnae, 1818 nucleotides long. Lineage: Eukaryota; Ciliophora; Spirotrichea; Sporadotrichida; Oxytrichidae. The record is from the annotation of a GenBank genome assembly.
AUGAACAAGUUUGAUAACUUAGGUGAUACUUUAGCUGAUGUUGACUGGAAGUCAAAGUCUCUCAAACCCUUUAAGAAAGAUUUUUACAAGGAACACCCUGACGUUUCAAAGAGAUCUGAAGAUGAAGUCAAAAAGAUACUUGAAGGACUGAAAAUUACGGUCAAAGGAACUAAUGUCCCUCGGCCAGUCACAACAUUCGAGGAGGCCAGAUUUCCCAAGUACAUUAUGGAAACUCUAGUGACCUGUGAAAACUUUGUGAAGCCAUCUGCUAUCUAAUCCUAAGGAUGGCCAGUUGCUCUAUCUGGCAGAGACAUGGUAGGUAUAGCAGAGACUGGUUCAGGUAAAACUCUCUCAUUCCUGCUGCCCGGUAUAAGAGGAGAAGGACCAAUUGUCCUUGUUAUGGCACCCACAAGAGAGUUAGUGAACCAAAUAGAGCAGCAAUGCAGAAAAUUCGCUCAACCAUGCAAAAUAUCAUGCUUAGCCAUUUAUGGUGGUGUUCCUAAAGAUAGUCAAUAGCAAAAACUAUAAAAAGGAGUCGAAAUAUUGAUAGCAACUCCAGGUAGAUUGCUGGAUUUUAUGGAAUCUGGAGUCAUUAAACUUAAUAAAGUCACUUAUCUGGUUUUAGAUGAGGCUGACAGAAUGCUAGACAUGGGAUUUGAAAAGCACAUCAGGAAAAUCUUAAGUCAUGUAAGACCUGAUCGACAAACUCUCCUUUGGAGUGCGACCUGGCCUAAGGAAGUUGAAGAGUUAGGUAGAUCCUACUGCAAUGUUUUGCCUGUGCAUAUUCAGAUCGGCAAUCCUGGUCUCACUGCAAAUCUCAGGAUUAAGCAGACUAUUGAGGUUGUUGAUGAAGAUCAGAAAUAUUUCAAGUUCAUGAGUUUUAUGAAGAAAAUCAAUGAUGGAUCGAAGGUCAUAGUAUUUUGUGAAACCAAGAGAGGAGUAGAUGAACUAGCCAAGUGUAUGAGACAAGAUGGCUGGCAUGCAGUAAAGGGCAUCCAUGGUGAUAAAUCUCAAUCUAGGGAUGCUACCUAUAAGGAUUUUAAGGAUGGAGUUUGCUAUAUACUGAUUGCAACUGAUGUGGCAUCAAGAGGAUUGGACGUCAAAGACAUUAAGUAUGUGAUUAACUACGACAUGCCAAGCUAAUGUGAGGACUACGUUCAUAGAAUUGGUAGGACAGCUAGAGCCGGCUAGUCAGGAAGUGCUUAUGCCCUAUUUACCAAGAAGAAUAUGAUGAUUGCACCUGAUCUUGUGAAGGUAAUCCUAUCAAUUAAAAAAUAAAUGACAUUUAUUCAGCUCUUAAAGCAAGCUGGUCAAGAGAUUCCAGAGUAAAUAUAUGAAUUCUCAGAAAUGGCUAAGAAGACAAAAGAUCAAAAACAACAAUACAGGAAAUGGAGAAGAGUAGACAAAAAUGAGGGAAGUUACGGUAAUGAGUCUUCCUACGACUAGCAAAGAGAGCGCACCUACAGUUAUAAGGGAGGCAAUUCUUAGCACGAUCUGCAAGAUGACGACAACGAAGAGUACAAGGAAGGUGAGAGAAAAGGAGAAUCUGAACCCAAUCCCUAGUUAAGUAAUCAAUUGGGUCAGGCUUCAGUUUCAACUAAUUCUAGUGAGUUCACUCACAAUGCAAAGGACGAGGUUGAACUUCAAAAGCUGAACAAGAAUUUCCAAAACUACUUUGACAAGGACUAGACUAAUUCUAAUUCUGAAAGUAAUCCUGCUAACAAUGAAGGUCUUGCAAGUAUGGCACCACCUUCAUUAUCUGCUAACUCAAGUGCUCAAGCAAAUCCAGUUUACGCUAAGAAAUGGGGUAAGAAGUGA